Molecule: messenger RNA, 1895 nt
Organism: Eublepharis macularius
Lineage: Eukaryota; Metazoa; Chordata; Lepidosauria; Squamata; Eublepharidae
Gene: UBL7
Product: ubiquitin like 7
Exons: 11
Coding region: 289-1431 (380 amino acids)
Biological process (GO): ubiquitin-dependent protein catabolic process
Cellular component (GO): cytosol
Molecular function (GO): polyubiquitin modification-dependent protein binding
Source: RefSeq, a predicted model, not a curated record
CAGCAUGGUGUAGUAGUUACAAUUGGCCUAGGAUCUGAGAACCCCUGGUCCAAAUUCCAGCUCUGCCAUAGAAGUUUGCUAAUUGACCUUGGGCCAGUCACAUUCACUCAGCCUAAGCUACCUCACAGGUUGUUGGGAGGAUAAAAACAGGAGGAAGCCACUUCUCUCCAUUGGAGAGAAAAACCGGUUACAAAUAAAUAACUCUUGGGUACACCUAAUAAAGAUUCCGCCUGGAACUCAGAUUGGGGCCUCACCGAAUCCAGCCCGCCCAGCCUAGACGCGGACGCCAUGUCUGUUUCCGAGUGUUACAUUGCAGUGAAGCUGGCAGACCAGCCCCUGGCUCCGAAAUCCAUCCUGCGUCUGCCAGAAACUGAACUGGGGGAAUGCCCCUUGGGCGGCUGCAGCAUCUCCUACUUGAAACAGCUCAUCACCGGGAAGCUCCAGGAAUCUGUCCCCGACCCGGAACUCAUCGAUCUCAUCUAUUGUGGCCGGAAGUUGCGAGAUGACCAGACCCUAGAAUUUUAUGGCAUCCAGUCCGGUUCCACGGUCCACGUCCUCCGCAAGUCUUGGCCCGAGCCGGAUCAGAAACCAGAGCCAGUGGAUAAAGUGGCUGCUGUACGAGAAUUCCGGGUUCUGCAUACCGCCUUGCACAGCAGUCCGGUCUUCCGAGAUUCGGUCUUUAAGAUGCUGGGGAAUAAGGAGUCUUUAGAUCAAAUCAUUGUUGCUACGCCUGGGCUGAACAGCGACCCGAUCGCUUUGGGGGUCUUACAGGAUAAAGACCUUUUUUCUGUCUUUGCUGAUCCAGCCAUGUUGGACACGCUUAUCCCAGCUCAUCCUGCUUUGGUGAAUGCCAUUAUCCUGGUUUUGCACUCGGUGGCGGGCAGCACGCCCUUGCCCACCCCCGAGACCUCCUCACGAAGCAUGCCAUCUAGCUCUUACCGUGACAUGCCGGGUGGUUUCUUGUUCGAAGGUCUCUCCGAUGAUGAAGAUGACUUCCAUCAGAGUACCAGGACCACUCCUUCCAGCAGUACAUCUGGCUCCCGCCCUGCCUCCCUCGGUUACACUGGGGCAGCAGGUCCCCGGCCCAUCACACAGAGCGAAUUGGCGACGGCCCUGGCGCUGGCCAGCACCCCUGAGAGCAGCUCGCACACUCCUACUCCAGGGACACAGGGACAUUCUUCAGGCACAUCGCCGAUGUCCUCCAGCGUCCAGUCAGGAACUCCCAUCACCAAUGACCUCUUCAGCCAGGCCCUGCAGCACGCCCUACAGGCUUCCGGGCAGCCAAACCUGCAGAGCCAGUGGCAGCCGCAGCUGCAGCAACUGAGAGACAUGGGGAUUCACGAUGACGAGCUCAGCCUUCGAGCGCUGCAGGCCACCGGAGGGGACAUCCAAGCUGCCCUGGAGCUCAUCUUUGCAGGAGGAGCCCCCUAACGGGUCCGCCUUUUCAGGGAAGGCGUGGAAACUUGGGAGGUUAUUUUAUUUUGUAGCAUCUGAUCUCUACGACCCGAGUACUAGUCUUUGGAUAUUUUAUCACCUGUUGCCAGUCCUCACUGUCUCCCUUGCACGAUCCCCCCUUACCUUCUUCUUAUCUGAAUAGAUCCUGUGGCAGACUGGCUGAAAAAAAAACCCUGUGGUGAGCACUGAGCCCACAAUGACAUUUUUGCAUGUAGGGAUUUUUCAUGGCAGCUGAGAAGGGCCAAAAGCUAUCCUAGACUUGAGAGCUGCAGGCUAGCAUCCGGCUCUGAAGACCCAUUCUGGAGAAAUCGACAGCCGUUCCUCAGCUUAGAAGCUUAAUCCUCUUUUGAAUCAACUGUUCUGUUCCUGCGGCUUUCUGAGGCUCUGUCCAGGUUUGCAUGGCUGUAUGUGAUUUCAUUAAAGGUCUCCUUCGCCAGUUG